UGGUGGAAAGUUUAGCGGACUUUAUCCCUCAGAAGAAGAAGGAGCUCCGAGAGUCUGAACAGCAGCUGAAUCUGAAAAGGGGAGUUAAUUAACCAACCAAUCACUAACUAGUCUCAGAGUCACGUUAACUUUACGUUAGCUGCUCCUCACAGACGAGCAGCGAACAUGUCUCUCCUAAACGGAAAUCAAGUGAGUAAAGAAACGUGGAAUUCACACAACGAGAUGAUGCUGGAGCCGCUGUCGGUCAACGACGCUGAGGUGUUCAGCAUCAUAAAAAAGGAGAAGCACAGGCAGACUUUCGGUCUGGAGCUCAUAGCGUCGGAGAACUUUGCCAGCAGAGCAGUCCUUGAGGCUCUGGGUUCCUGUAUGAACAAUAAAUACUCUGAGGGAUAUCCUGGUCAGAGGUACUACGGUGGUACAGAGCAUGUAGAUGAACUGGAGAGACUCUGCCAGAAGAGGGCUCUGGAGGUUUAUGGUCUGGACUCAGAGAAAUGGGGUGUUAAUGUGCAGCCAUAUUCAGGCUCACCUGCUAACUUUGCCGUCUACACUGCCGUCGUGGAGCCUCAUGGCAGGAUUAUGGGACUGGACCUACCUGACGGAGGUCACCUGACACACGGCUUCAUGACAGAGAAGAAGAAAAUCUCAGCGACGUCCAUCUUCUUUGAGUCUAUGCCGUAUAAGGUGAAUCCAGAAACUGGAUACAUCGACUACGACAGACUGCAAGAAAACGCUCGACUGUUCCACCCCAGACUCAUCAUCGCAGGAACGAGCUGUUACUCCAGGAAUCUGGACUACCCUCGUCUGAAGCAGAUCUCUGUUGAGAACGGAGCGUUUCUGAUGGGAGACAUGGCUCAUAUCAGCGGGCUGGUGGCUGCAGGUGUCGUACCUUCACCUUUUGAAUUCUGUGACAUCGUUUCUACGACAACACACAAAACACUGCGAGGCUGCCGCGCGGGACUCAUCUUCUACAGGAAAGGUGUGCGGAGCGUGGACGCUAAAGGAAAAGAGACUUUGUUCAACCUGGAGUCUCUGAUCAACCAGGCGGUGUUUCCAGGGCUGCAGGGAGGACCUCACAACCACGCCAUCGCAGGGGUCGCUGUUGCUCUCAAACAGGCCAUGACUCCAGAGUUCAGAGCCUAUCAGACGCAGGUUCUGGCUAACUGCAAAGCUCUGUCCAGUGCUCUGAUCGACCACGACUAUAAGAUUGUCACUGGUGGCUCAGACAACCAUCUGAUCCUGCUUGACCUGCGCAGCAAAGGAACUGAUGGAGGAAGAGCCGAGAAGGUUCUGGAGGCCUGUGCCAUCGCCUGUAACAAGAACACCUGUCCAGGGGAUAGGAGCGCUCUGCGUCCCAGCGGUCUGAGGUUCGGCUCACCCGCUCUCACCUCUAGAGGUUUGGUGGAGGACGACUUUAAGAAGGUGGCGGAGUUCAUCCACAGAGGAAUCGUUGUGACACUGGAGGUGCAGAGAAGUCUGGAUCCUAAAGCCACGUUGAAGGAGUUCGUUUCCGCUCUUGCUCAGGGAGAAAAGUUUCAGCAGCGCGUGGCGGAGAUCCGAGCGGAGGUCGAGGCGUUCGCCGGUCAGUUCCCCAUGCCGGGCCUCCCUGAGCUGUAGACAAAUCAGCUGACGCUCUGCUCAACACGUCUGUGGUUACUGAAAUGACCAUUUGAUUUCUUUUAGUGUUUCUCUCAAACGGUAUUUUCAAAGUUUCUGUCCGACAUAAUGAGACCAAACGAAUCGCUGCUCCUGUUUAAUGUGAUUUCUUAUUAAAGUUUCAAAGAGACUCAACAAACUGUCACCAAAGUUUAAACGGCUGUUUUCUUCUCUUUGUUUAUGACGGUUUGUAACGAUUGAAUAAUAAAGAAACUGUUCUUUGUUUCUUUAAAUCUAAAACAUCACAUUUAUUAUAUUCAUCAUGAUUUCAUUUAAUCUGUUAUCUGUUAAAGUUCACUGAAUGUGUCUGUCAUCGAUUACUUCUGUCUGUAUCUGAAGAAAAUAAACGUAUAAAAGGUGUUGUACCUGUC
This is a messenger RNA of Labrus mixtus (cuckoo wrasse), 2024 nucleotides long. RefSeq names its product serine hydroxymethyltransferase 1 (soluble) (gene shmt1). Gene Ontology annotation, cellular component: cytosol; cytoplasm; nucleus. Gene Ontology annotation, biological process: protein homotetramerization; tetrahydrofolate interconversion; L-serine catabolic process. The record is from RefSeq and is a predicted model, not a curated record. The transcript has 12 exons. Lineage: Eukaryota; Metazoa; Chordata; Actinopteri; Labriformes; Labridae. Bases 166 to 1614 code for a protein of 482 amino acids. Gene Ontology annotation, molecular function: protein homodimerization activity; mRNA regulatory element binding translation repressor activity; glycine hydroxymethyltransferase activity.